Messenger RNA from Coregonus sp. 'balchen', 888 nucleotides. The record is from the annotation of a GenBank genome assembly. NCBI's taxonomy places the organism in Eukaryota, Metazoa, Chordata, Actinopteri, Salmoniformes, Salmonidae.
AUGGGAGGAGGUUACCAACCCAACUGGAACCCAAACAAUAAGAUCCUCAGUCCCCGCUAUGGUGGAGGCUAUGGUUAUGGAGGUGGGCACGGAGGUAUGGGAGGUGGCUCUCCCUUCUCACGCUCAGUUCAGGGUAUGGGACACUACCCCUCUACUCAGUCCAAGGGCUUUGCUAAGAAGGCUCUUAUGGCUGCAGGGGUUGGGGCCGUGGCAGGUAUGGCGGUUGGCUAUGGCCUUGGGCGUUUCCCUCGUCCACACUUCAACUUCCGCAACCCUCAGGAGGAGCAGUCCUACAACAACUACAUGUACAGCAAAUACGGCGAACGCUCCACAGACGAAAACGACUAUGGCCGGGACUACACCUACAAAGUACCACCGCGGGCAGAGUCCUACGACAGCUUCAUGGAUACCUGCAUGAAGAGAAAAGACCUUCUGCAGGACCAGGGCAGAGACUCCCAGGCCACACCUAACAACCAGAUGAACAACCCCCAGGGAUCCAACAGCCAGAGCAUACCCAUCACUCCUGAGGUGGGGAACAGCAGUCCAGCUAGCAACCAGGAGGGAACAGACAAAGUGAAGCCUCUCACCCCUGCUCCUGGGGAGAUAGCUGGAGAAGAUAAGGAGGAGGUUGACGGCCCCACAGUGAGCAUUGAAGAGAUUGGUUACCCUGCGUUGGUGGAGCAGCUGAAGAACCGGAAGUGUGUGGAGCUGUACAUAAACUACUCAGAGAUCUUCCUGGAGAAGCAGACAGCUGAACGCAGCAGCAGCGGCAGCAACAACAACAACAACAAAAAUCUGAACAGUCGCAGCAACCCCCUCGGUCAGGGGCUGGUACAGCUGAUAACCAGCCUCCUCAUGGUCCUGAGCAGCACUCUUCUGCUGCACUGA